Schistosoma rodhaini is the source of this 1475-nucleotide messenger RNA. The record is from the annotation of a GenBank genome assembly. Lineage: Eukaryota; Metazoa; Platyhelminthes; Trematoda; Strigeidida; Schistosomatidae.
AUGAACAGUUCCAGAAGCAUAGCUGGUUCCAAAAUAAAAAAGUCCAGACCCAAGUCAGAUGUCAAGUUAGUGCUCACUACAAAUCAGAAACGAGAUUUGCUAGACGCUUUCAAACUUCUAGAUAAUGAAGGAUCAGGUCUCAUUAAGGCACGUGAAAUAAAAGUUGCUUUAAGGGCUUUGGGGUUUGAUCCAACGGCUGCUGACAUCAGACAGAUUAUUUCAGAGCAUGAUCCCGAAAACAAGGGUUUUAUUGACUUUAAGGGUUUUCUGAACAUUAUGACAUCAAAGAUGACCGAAAAAAGUGACAAGGCAGAUCUUAUAAAAGCCUUUAGAAUCUGUGAUGACGACGAUUCUGGUAAACUGACUCUUUCAAAACUUAAACGAGCUGCCCAAAUACUUGGAGAAGAUAUAACCGAUGAAGAAUUACAAGAAAUGAUUGACGAAGCGGAUAAAAAUGGUGAUGGAGAGUGAAACACAGACCUUUAAUUUUCGAUAAUGACGAGGUGGUCUGCAUUCCUACAUCUGAAGAGCAUAUGGAUCUCAAAACAACUUUCUGCAUGCCAAUAUCAAGGCGAGGAUCUUCAAAACGAACGUCAAGACAGUUGUAGUGUACAGAGCUGAAACUGCCAGAACUACUACAACCAUCAUCGAAGAAUUAAAAGUGUUUACCAAAGGUUGUCUACAUAAGAUACUCAAUAUCCGUUAGCCAGAUAUAAUCAAUAGCAGUUUACUCUGGGAGAUGACAAACCAGCUUCCAUUUGAAAAGGAAAUUAGGAAAAGAUGUUGGAAGUGCAUAGGAUUCGCAUUACUGAAAUCACCAAACUGCAUCACGUGGCAAGCGCUAACUUGGGAAACGGAAAAGAUGAAGGCCGAAUAACAAAUGGAAGCAGAUAUGAAAAGGAUAAGUAGCAACUGCAAAGAACUGGAAAGAAUUGCUUGGGAUAGUGUUGGAUUUAGAGUACUGGUGGGCGGCCCUUGCUCCUCCACAAGGGGUAACAAGCGUAAGUAAGUGAGUAAGUCACACAAAUUACCAACAGUAUUCCUAUGAGGUCCAUUCAUAAAUAAAAUGUUUAUAUCAAAGCAGCACAGUGUCUUAAUUUUUACAUUAAUAUCCAUUAGGUAAUUAAUUAAUUCAAGUCAGUCUUCUGAAGAAUACUCACGAAUUUGGUUUCGGAUAGAAUUACAGAACUAAACAAGCGUGAUAUCAGACACCACCGAGUGAUCAAUCAAUGUAAAUAUCUGUCGCACAGGAAGUCAGUCGUAGCCCAAAAGAGUUUAUGCUGAUGUUUCCGACUGUAAAGAUCGGUGAUGUGGGCUCGAAUUCCACAGGAAGCACCAAUUCUCUUGAGAUUGCAGACACUCUUGAAUGACGAGUGCUAGUAAGCAGCAAACUUACUGUGAGGAAGGUUUCCUUUCUACUGUAUGGCUUCUACUAACAUCACAAUACAUUUAAAUAUAAAGAUACGAAGUCAAAU